This is a messenger RNA of Mugil cephalus (flathead mullet), 1407 nucleotides long. It is a transcript of the gene zc4h2, whose product is annotated as zinc finger, C4H2 domain containing. The transcript has 5 exons. Gene Ontology annotation, biological process: positive regulation of neuron differentiation. Gene Ontology annotation, cellular component: nucleus. The record is from RefSeq and is a predicted model, not a curated record. NCBI's taxonomy places the organism in Eukaryota, Metazoa, Chordata, Actinopteri, Mugiliformes, Mugilidae. The coding region runs from base 136 to 810 and encodes 224 amino acids.
GGUUUCCCCAUUGCGGACGCGUGCUCGUGUGCGCGCUCACGCCGGCUAUUGUGUUGUGUUUUUAUCAACAAGGAGACCGCCGUGGCCUUUCGAGAAACUGAGCCGGCCAGCUGGACGACAAGGGGCUUCAGAACCAUGGCGGACGAACAAGAAAUCAUGUGCAAACUGGAGAACAUCCUGGAGAUACGGAAUAAGACAGUCCAGAUGCAGAAGAUCAAGUCUCGUCUGAAGAUUGAGUUUGAGGCUCUUGAGUCUGAGGAGAAACAUCUGAAGGAGUACAAACAGGAGAUGGAUCUCCUUCUACAGGAGAAAAUGGCACAUGUGGAGGAGCUGCGGCUCAUUCAUGCCGACAUCAAUGUGAUGGAGAGCACCAUCAAGCAGUCAGAGAAUGAUCUGAAUAAACUGCUGGAAACCACUCGCCGCCUGCACGAUGAGUACAAACCACUGAAGGAGCACGUUGAUGCCCUCAGGAUGACCUUAGGUCUACACAGACUUCCCAACUUGAAUGAAGAAGAGGAGAAGCUCUCCCUGGACUACUUCGAGAAGCAGAAGGCGGAGUGGCAGAAGGAGCCGCACGAGCCCGCCAUCCCAGAAUCCCUUGCGGCCGCUGCUGCAGCCGCCCAGCAGCUUCAGGUGUCCAGGAAACAAGAUGCCCGCCAGACGGCCACUUUCAGACAGCAGCCGCCGCCGAUGAAGGCUUGCCUGUCCUGCCACCAGCAGAUUCAUCGCAAUGCUCCCAUUUGCCCGUUAUGCAAGGCCAAGAGCCGCUCCCGCAACCCAAAGAAGCCCAAGAGGAAGCCGGAUGAGUAGAUCCUGCUCACACCUUCACCUUCAGUAGGGUUAAAAAGGCCACUCUUCCAGUACAUUAAUCUGAGAUCCGCCAUGACGUACAUCUCUCUGCAUUCCCACGAAGUCCCCGCUUUAACGAACGGUCUUAGUAAUUUAUCCAUAACUUGAAAGAAAAAAAAGAGUAGAUUGAGGACCUGGUGAUGUCAUUUAGUUGUUUGUGUUUACCAGUGUUUUGGAUGUGUUUAUAUGUAAUCGUAUGACUUCCAUCGUAGUUUACUUAGCCCCUAAACCAUGUAGCUGCAAUAAUGCAAAAAAGGAACUCGGCCAAAUAAUGUUGCCCCUCUUCUUAUCGUUAACUGCCUUAGAUAUUUUACUGUAUUUUCUCAUCUUUUUGCAAUGCAUGCCACGGCUGUCUGUUGUGUAUUUCUUUUUGUGCCAAUAUAAAAUCUAAUAGGUUUAAUUGCGAUGUUGAAUACAACACAAUGUUGUUUUAAUGUUUACAGUGUUCAAGUGACCACCAAAACUGAAAAACAGAGGCCAGACUCAUUCGCUUUGAACAGUGCUGUGUGUUUAACUUUAAUACAGUGUUAUGAAAAUAAACUGCUGUUUUGUACUAAC